ACUGUACAAAGAGUACUGCAAAAUUGAACUCAACAAAAAUCCAAGAAAGGUAAACGAUAAACCUGCUAGCUGCGAAUGGUAUUCUCUCAGGCGCUCUGCGGAAAGCACGGACACUCUUUGCAGUGAAACAUUCUGUAACCAGCCACGUGCAGAAUACUGGCUCAAGGACAAUUCCAGAAAUAAGAAACCUGAUCGUCAUCAUGUUUGCACUGCCAUUGCCACAGUUGGCAAUAUUACGAUCAUGCAGUGGGCACGACAAAAAGGAUUCCCAUGGAAUCAAUGGACAAGUGCAUGUGCUGCUCAAAAUGGACACUUGGCAAUGCUCCAAUGGUUAAGAGAGAAUGGUUGUCCAUGGGGUGGCCGCACACGCUCGGGCGCUGCUGGAGGUGGCCAUUUGGAAAUUCUAGAGUGGGCUCGUGAAAACGGUUGUCCAUGGAGAGCAGAUACAUGUGGGGCUGCUGCUGUACAUGGCCAUUUGGGGAUUUUGAAGUGGGCUCGUGAAAUUGGAUGUCCAUGGAAUGCAAGGACAUGUGAGGCUGCUGCUCAAGGUGGUCAUUUGGAAAUCCUAAAAUGGGCUCAUGCAAAUGGUUGUCCAUGGAAUUAUCACACAUGUGGGGCUGCUGCUGGAAAUGGCCACUUGGAAAUUCUAAAGUGGGCUCGUGAAACUGGAUGCCCAUGGAAUGCAAGGACAUGUGAGGCUGCUGCUCAAGGUGGUCAUUUGGAAAUCCUAAAAUGGGCUCGUGAAAACGGUUGUCCAUGGAGAGCAGAUACAUGUGGGGCUGCUGCUGGAAAUGGCCACUUGGAAAUUCUAAAGUGGGCUCGUGAAACUGGAUGUCCAUGGAAUGCAAGGACAUGCGAGGCUGCUGCUCAAGGUGGUAAUUUGGAAAUCCUAAAAUGGGCUGGUUCAAAUGGUUGUCCAUGGAAUGAACGGACAUGUCGAGAGGCUGCUGCAGGUGGACAUUUGGAAAUUUUAAAGUGGGCUCAUGAAAAUGGUUGUCCAUGGAGUGCAUCAACAUAUCGAGCUGCCUGCUCGAAUAACCACAGCGAAGUGAUCCAGUGGCUACGCGACAAGAAAUGCCCUGGUUCUCGCGAUGAAGGACACUAGUAUACUAGAAUCAACAUCAUUUAUGUAAAGGUCGUGAAUUGAAUGAGUCAAUCAAAAGUGGAC
Messenger RNA from Seminavis robusta, 1168 nucleotides. The record is from the annotation of a GenBank genome assembly. Lineage: Eukaryota; Bacillariophyta; Bacillariophyceae; Naviculales; Naviculaceae.